AAGAAAUUUGGGCAUUUUGCAGACGAACAGCUGUAUCUAAAAGCAAAAUCGCUGUGAUUUUGACAAAAUUUCAAUCAAGCAGCCAUCAAUAAAUAUGACUAAACAAGAAAAGUUCUUCGGUCCGCUAACACUGCACCAGAAAAGUGAGAAACCAACGAUUUUCAAGGAUAACGAAACUCGUGAAUGCCAAUGUGUUUUAUGUGAAGAGAUGUUCACGCUGCCUGACGGAGAGAAGGCAUUGCUUACUCAUUUCUUUAUGGAGCAUAGGCUUGUUAUAGCCGACGUGAACCAAAUAGCCGAUUUGUUUGAGUACUUGAGGUACUGGCGAUUGAGGUUUAGAGAUGAAAGUCUUCCAUACUUCUGUACUACAAUGCUGUUGGACAGCAAGCCCGAUGGUACAAAAUCCAAAGACGAACAAUACUACCUACUCAGCAAUGUUCUACCCGAAGACAAGGAGUUACGCUCAAACUUACAACAAACAAAAUUAGAAAAACUACUCCAGAGACAUCAGUUCGAAAGAGAAGAUAAAAGCUAUGAAAAAGAGUGCUUGUUCUGUAGAUUUGCCUCCAAAGAUACUAGAGCGAGUUACUUAAAUCAUUUGUAUGAAAAACACAACUUUCAUAUAGCUAAACCGGACAACCUCAUUUUUAUAGAUGACUUAAUAGACACCAUAGCGUCCAAGCUAGAUAAUCUUCAAUGUAUCUACUGUGAAGGAUCUUUCAAAGACAGAAUUAUUCUCAAAGAACAUAUGAGGAAGAAAGGUCACAAGAGAAUUAAUCCGGAGAAUAAGGAGUAUGACAAAUUCUUCAUGGUAAAUUAUAUAGGUGACAAACAAACUAAGCAUAAAUAUCAGAAACACCAUCAGAAACAAAAUCAUCAGAGAAUACCGAAUCCUCCCGAGGAAAAAGACCAUGAUUCUAAUGUAGAUAGUGAUCCAGAGUGGUCGGAAUGGACUGAAGAGAACGGUCCACAGAUAACUUGUCUUCUUUGCGAGCAUACAGAAAUGGAAUAUGAGAACAUUCUAGAUCACAUGGAACGCAAACAUGAUUUUUCAUUCACAAAAUCAACGGCAGGCCUAGAUUUCUACCACAAAAUUAAGAUAGUCAACUACAUCCGUCGGCAGAUACAUUUGAAACAGUGCCUAUCAUGUGAAACUGUCUUCAACGACUCAGCAAAUUUAGAAAAACAUUUAAAAGAGACAAAACACUGGGAACUUAAGAAAGAAAAAUGGGAUCAGCCAGAGUAUUACUUCCCGACAUAUGAAGAUGACUUGUUUCUGUGCUUUAUCCAUGAUGACGAUGAGAGCUGGUGGUCUACCGAUGAACAGGAACCGGAGAGGACUGAUAAUACCAUCUGUGAUUCCAUAUCUAAAGAGAUGGCUAUGGCUGUGUUAAAUGAAUAAGUUCUUUUAAUUUUUGUGACUACUAGAUAGGUAUCAAAAUAAUGGAUUUUAUGUAGGCAGUUUACCCUAAUUAUGCAAUAUAGUUGGUUCAUCGUUUAGUAAAGGAUGAAUCAACUUUUGUUCUGUGAAGAAAUAGUAUAGUUUGUUAAACACAUUAAGAUGUAUGUUUUAAAGAUUUAUAUUAUAAUAAAAUUAUUGGAUAAAUGCGAAAAACAACCAUAACGUCAUCAAUAUGUAAUUUAAGUUCAGAAUAAUUCGUAUAGAGCAUGUAUAAAGGUAUAUUAUAUUUUAUAUUUGUUUCAAAUUUAAACAAUAAUAAAAGCAUU
This is a messenger RNA of Leguminivora glycinivorella, 1728 nucleotides long. RefSeq names its product zinc finger protein 277. The record is from RefSeq and is a predicted model, not a curated record. The transcript has 2 exons. The coding region runs from base 95 to 1402 and encodes 435 amino acids. NCBI's taxonomy places the organism in Eukaryota, Metazoa, Arthropoda, Insecta, Lepidoptera, Tortricidae.